This is a messenger RNA of Punica granatum (pomegranate), 1608 nucleotides long. The record is from RefSeq and is a predicted model, not a curated record. NCBI's taxonomy places the organism in Eukaryota, Viridiplantae, Streptophyta, Magnoliopsida, Myrtales, Lythraceae.
GAGGAAACUUAGACUGAAAGGUUCAAAGCUCUUCUCUAUGCUCUUUCAUCUUCUCCGAACAGAAUCAGCACUUUCCUUUGCUCAGACUUACGCUGCUGUGCUACCCUUUCCAUCUUUGCUCUGUAUUUCACAUCCAAAUUGCGUUCACAUCUCCAUGCUCUUCAGACAUCAACGGCGUCCUGUUAAUUCAGUGUGACAUUCACAUCCUCAUUCAUAAAGUCACCAUUUUGGCUCAGCUCUCUGCUCUGUUUUGUUUGCUCCUGGGGGUGUGAAUUGUAAACUUCAAGAGAUGGGUUUGCUCACAGGUUCCUCGGAGGAGUCUUGGAAGCCAUCCAUUACGAGCGACACGACUGCCCGGAGCUACUGGCUCAACUGGAGGGUCCUUCUCUGCGGUGUCUGGAUCAUUAUCGCGGUAUUCCUCGCAUCCAUUCUCAUCCGGAAGUACGAGCCUUUCUGCAGCAGGAGGAGUCGUGGUGGCGGAGAAACCGAGCAGGGGAAGGCAGAAAUCUUGUACGAUGAGGAGACGUUUAGUCCGUGUCUGAAAGGGGUCCAACCAGCCUGGCUGCUCGGGUUUCGGGCUCUUGCUUUCGCUCUACUCCUGCUGAUGCUCAUCGCCGCAGUUGUGGUUGAUGGACCGAGCAUAUACUACUACUACACUCAGUGGACUUGCACAUUGAUCACCAUUUACUUUGGGCUCGGUCUGUUGCUCUCGGUCCGUGGAUGUUUCAAGAAUCACAAUGCAGCAGGAGGCGAAAGGAUCAAUAACGUGGAGAUUGAUUCAGAACGAGGAAUAUCUGCAGCUUCCACACCUGCAGAGAAUUUCAUAAAAUCCAUUUCUUCAAAAGCCCCAGACCCGCAUAUAGACCAAGCUCGACAGACUUCGGGAUUCUGGGGAUACGCGCUUCAAAUACUUUUCCAGGUGAAUGCAGGAGCUGUGGUGCUCACGGACUGCGUGUUCUGGCUCAUAAUUGUCCCGUUUCUCAUGGAGAAACACUACCGCCUGAGCUUUUUGGAUAUCAAUAUGCAUACCAUCAACGUCGUUCUACUUCUAAUCGAUGCAGCUUUGAAUUGCCUGCGAUUCCCUUUGUUUCGGAUUGCAUACUUCUUCUCAUGGACGGUCUUCUUCGUGAUAUUCCAGUGGAUUCUCCAUGCCUGUGUUCCAAUCUGGUGGCCUUAUCCUUUUCUCGACUUGUCUUCUCGAUACGCUCCAAUAUGGUACUUGUCGGUGGCAUUGAUGCACCUCCCGUGCUACGGAGUGUUUGCUCUCGUGAUAAAGCUGAAGCAUUCUCUGCUGGCAAGAUGGUUCCUCCAGUCCUAUCAAUAUGCAAGGUAGCCCGGGAUGGACUUGCAGGUCGCGGAGAGAUUGAGUUCACCUUUGAGGUUCUUUACAUCACUCGAGUGAAGGAUACAGAAAUUAGGGAAUCGGUGAUUAUAUUUGUUAAAAAGCACGAUAUUUUUGUAACCCGAAAAACAAAUGAAAGAAAUCACGAUAAAGCAGAUAGGAGUAGCAGACGAGUUGUUCCGUUAAGGUCGAUUUGUGACGCUAAUUGUCGUUCGAGUUUCGACUUAUCUUUGGCCACGAGGUGCUUCGGAAACGUUCGGGUCAAA